AAUGCGCCUUCCCACGUUUCCGUAGACAGACAGAGACACGCAGAGAGAGAACCUUGGGGCUGCAUACGUCAGACGCACGCGACCGAGUCCCGCUCUCCCCCCACAUCCCUCGCCUUCUUUCCCUUUUUUUCCUUUUCCGUACGUGGGAAGGGAGCUAGGAGGGAAGAAAGAGUCACGGUAGACGGGCAAAGGGAAUUAGGGGAAAAGAAAGAUGCCGUCUGUUGCACAAUGGCGGGGGACACCCUCAGUCAAGGGCCCAACUGAGAGUAUACGCAUGGCAUUGCUGACUGCUUCGCUCAUUGGACUCCAGUUCACAUGGAACGUAGAAAUGACAUACUGCACGCCCUACCUCCUCGAGCUCGGCCUCACAAAGUCCAAAAUCUCCCUCGUAUGGGUCGCGGGCCCGCUAUCGGGUCUCAUCAUGCAGCCCGUUGUGGGCGUCAUCGCCGACCGAUCUACGUCGCGCUGGGGCCGGCGGCGCCCGUACAUGUUUUUCGGAACGAUACUGGUAUCCAUGUUUCUGCUGCUGCUGGGCUGGACAAAAGAAGUUGUGCGAUACUUUAUCAAGGAUGAGGCGGCGGCAAAGAGCGCAAACGUAUACGUGGCUGUGUUUAGCAUUUACGGAAUUGACUUUGCUAUCAAUGCUGUGCAGGGGAGCUGUAGAGGCCUGAUUGUGGAUACGCUGCCAAUUGAGAAACAGCAGAUGGGGAGUAGCUGGGCGAGUAGGAUGGUGGCAGUAGGCAAAAUGGUGGGAUAUGCGGCUGGAGCUGCGGAUCUCAAAGCGAUAUUCGGUCCCAUGCUGGGUGAUACGCAGUUCAAGCAGCUGACAGGUGUUGCGGCGCUGACUUUGUGUCUCACUGUUGCUACGACGAGCUGGGCAGUCACGGAGAGAGUAUUGGUUAACGAUGGUAUGACAAAGGCUUUGGAUAUCAAGCAGGUGGUUGGAACAAUUGCGCAUACUGCGCUCAAUUUACCAAGAAGUAUACAAGCCAUCUGUACAGUACAGUUUUGGGCUUGGAUCGGCUGGUUUCCUUUUCUCUUCUAUAGCACCACAUGGGUCGGCGAAGUCUACCUACGGUACGAUGCGCCGCCAGAAAUCAAAGCAGCCGGCGACAUGACAGGCAAAGUCGGGAGAAUCGGCUCGACGGCUCUUGUUUCCUUCUCAAUCGUGACAUUCAUAACGUCCGUCCUGCUGCCCUUCUUCGUCGAGAACCCCGAGCACAGCGAAAAAGGCCCCGGCUUCUCACCCUCGUCCAAACGCAAGUUUGACGCGGGACCCUGGGAAAAACGCAAGCCAAGUCUGCUAACGGCAUGGGUCGUUGCACACUGCAUCUUUGCGUGCAGUAUGAGUAUGGCGCCUUUUGUGACUUCCAUAAAACACGCGACUUUCAUCAUUACCCUCUGUGGCGUGUCAUGGGCAGUUGCUUCAUGGGCCCCAUGGGCAUUGAUCGGCGUAGAAAUCAACCGCUUAAACAUGGCCACCGCGCAUUCGACACACUCAAAGCGGGCCUCGAUUGACCUCUCCGAAACGCAGGAUAAGCUGGAAAAGGCGGACGGAGCAGGUGCUGGAUCGGGCAGAGGAGGAGCAAGCUCAGGGCAGUAUCUGGGCAUCAUGAACCUGUACACGACGCUCCCGCAAUUCAUGGGCACCGCCAUUUCUUGGGUCGUCUUCUCCAUCCUGGAACCGGGUAAGAGUCCCGAGCUGAGCGAGGCGCCGCCAGAGGAGCAUCACAGCACGGAUGGACCCAAUGGUAUUGCUGUCUGUUUGUUCAUUGGAGCGUGUUCGGCAUGUCUCGCGGUAGUGGCUACUUUGAGAUUGGGCAGGAUCCAGGGAAAGAUGUAGGAAAGAGGGCCAUCCAUGUGUGGCAUAAUAUGGCUCGAACACCAAGACACAAAACUUUUUUUUCUCUUUGCCGCCUCGUGUGCAAGCAUCAAGGUCGCAAUCUGUACAAUACAUUCAUACAUAUCCGAACUACCUCCGUUUCCUCCAACCCUCCACCCUAGCAAAGCCAUCAGCGAUGAAGGCAAAAUGCGAGCUGACGCGCUAGGCGGGAUCGGGGCCCAGGAGAGAUUUUACUCUAAGAUUUUCUAGUGGCCCGCUUUGUUCUAGAAGACAGGUGUGGCUCUGUCGGUGGUACACUUCCGGGCUUCGGGAAGAUAGAGGUGUAGUGAUCGUACGCACAUACGUGUAUGUAACGAUG
This is a messenger RNA of Bipolaris sorokiniana ND90Pr, 2201 nucleotides long. RefSeq lists its product as uncharacterized. The coding region runs from base 212 to 1843 and encodes 543 amino acids. Gene Ontology annotation, cellular component: membrane. The record is from RefSeq and is a predicted model, not a curated record. Gene Ontology annotation, molecular function: sucrose:proton symporter activity. NCBI's taxonomy places the organism in Eukaryota, Fungi, Ascomycota, Dothideomycetes, Pleosporales, Pleosporaceae. The transcript has 4 exons.